AGACGAGCCUCAGGCCCUCAGCCCACCACACACACCCCGCAGCCGCACGAGUAGGGCGAGAUGAGCAGCGCCCGCUCGCCGUCGGCGGCGCCGGAGCUGCUGGACGACGACGAUCUGCUGCCGGAGAUCCUCCUCCGUCUCCCCCCGCAGCCGUCCUCCCUCCCCCGCGCAUCCCUCGUCUCCAAGCGCUGGCGCAGCGUCGCCUCCGAAUCGGCCUUCUCGCGCCGCUUCCGCCGCCACCACCGCCUCAACCCUCCCCUCCUCGGUUUCUUCCGCGUCGAGCUGAGGGGCCGCUUCGAGCCCCGCUUCGAGCCUUCCCUCGACGCCCCAAAUCGGAUCCCACCCGAACGCCUCUCCUGGCGAUGGAACAAGGGUGACGACUGCUACGACCUCCUUGGAUGCCGCCAUGGCCUCGUGCUAGUCCUCAACAGAGCGCACACGCAGGUCCUGGUCUGGGACCCUGUCACCGGCGACCGGCGCCGCGUCGCCGUUCCACCGGGGCUCAAAAUUGUUGGAGCCCCGAUCAGCGGGACGGUGCUUCGCGGUGCCGGAGACGACGACCACUUCCAGGUGGUCUUGGUAGGCACUGAUGGUGAGGAGGGACAAAUUACAGAAGCGAUUGCCUACGUUUACUCGUCGGAAAUUGGUGCGUGGGGUGAUCCCAUCUCGACACCGCUUCCAUCCAAGCAUGCCAUUGUUUCUGUCAACAAGACUGCUGUGAUGGUUGGGGAUUUCAUAUGCUGGUUGCUCAAUUCGGUUGGGAUUCUUGAGUUUGGUCUUGAUAGGAAGAGGCUAUCCUUGAUACCUGUGCCUGCGGGCUUGGAUUUAGGGAGCGGCAGUUACUUCUUCUCAGUUAUAAGGGCAGAUGGCGGUGGGCUUGGUUUCCUCUUUUUGUCAGGCUUCAAUGCCCAAUUGUGGAAGAGGAAGACCGAUUCUGAUGGUGUUACUUCAUGGGUGCUGGAAAAAACUAUUGAAAUUGAUAGGUUACUUCCUCCGGAGGAUGUAGAGGCGAGACGGUCCCUAAUGAUACUAGCGUAUGCCGAAGACAAUGACAUGGCUCUCAUGUGGACAGGUGUUGGUCUCCGUGGUGGUCUGUUCACGAUCCAGCUUAAGUCAUUGAAGUUUGAGGAACUCUUGCGAAACACCACCCUUGGUUACUUUCACUUAUUCGAAAGUGUCUACGCUGCAGAAACAUGCAUUGGUGGUGGAGCUGGUCUUUUGCACAACAGAUAAGAUGGUUGCCCUGUUAGAUAUGCUAUUGUGAUGUACUGGUUGAGCAGGUAAGCCUAUCUUCUACAUGUAGGUUGGGGUAGUUGAGCUCUUAAGAAAAAUGUAUUAGUUUCCCUUUUACUGCCAUUUCUCAAGUACAUGAGUCUCCAUUCUCUUCCUCAUGCCUUUGCCCACCUACCUUCUCUUUUAUUUGCUGAUGUUCUACCCCCACUCCAAUGGAUGUGCUCUUUCCUUACCUUCCAUGUCCCUGUCCAUCCAGCUACCUUGAUUUUGGUUACUCCCUCCUUAGUACUCCCCCAGUUCCUUCUGUUAGUGCAGGUUCUUCUCCCUCCAACCCCUCAGAUGAAUGAUGCCUUAGGAUCCUUACCCUUUCUGGGCAUAUGUUCAUCUC
Messenger RNA from Triticum urartu, 1621 nucleotides. NCBI's taxonomy places the organism in Eukaryota, Viridiplantae, Streptophyta, Magnoliopsida, Poales, Poaceae. The record is from RefSeq and is a predicted model, not a curated record.